AUGGAACUGACGCAACUCGACUCGGAGUCAGAGCAUUAUUACGAGAGUGAGUCAUUUGAAAGCAAGAGCCAAUCGACACCACGUUCCCAUACCACGUCUGGCAGACACUUGAUUCAAAAUCUUAUGGACGACGAACACGAAGAUGGAAAGAAGGGACGAACCAGAAAAAGAAAGGACGCUAAACAAAGCGAAAAGCCACAGAAGCGGACGGAGAAAGACGAGUCGAACGGUCAUGUUGACGAUGCGCUGGAACAACAACAUGAAACAAAAAAGAAAAGCGACAGCGAAACGGGAAAAGAUGCACUAAAUGACCCCCACACACAAGCUGUACAGAAUCAACCUGAGAAGGCCCCAGAUUCUCCACGUGAGGAAACCGAAUCGCCGAUUGAAUCUGAAGAUCGUCCACACUCAUCGAAACACUCGGAACGCAAAACCAGUGAGGCACCGGAGGAGGUAGCGGAAGAAAUAUUGCAAAUGAAUGACACGCCAUCACAACAAAACACUUCUAGAUCUCCAUCAGCGUCGACGAUCAAAUCAGAACGAGAAACUAAAAAGUCUGAUACACCGGUCGGCAGCAGACAAUCAUUGAGGGGAGAAAGCGUGAAUGAGUCGAACGACAUUAAGGAACAUAUCGAGGAACAAUAG
Messenger RNA from Saccoglossus kowalevskii, 645 nucleotides. Its product is annotated as protein starmaker-like. The record is from RefSeq and is a predicted model, not a curated record. Lineage: Eukaryota; Metazoa; Hemichordata; Enteropneusta; Harrimaniidae.